AUGGCGCUACCGCUGAAGCCAGGCCUGACGCCAGGCGAGGUGGCCUUUCUGUGCGAGAUGGAAACGGUGAUGGUGAUACCACGUCAGCGCCUCGAGUCUCUCGAGUUGCUAGGAGGUCCCACUAAAGCCCUCACACCUCCCUUUCCCACACCACUUCCUCUAUGGCUCGCUCUACUACUCAAACGCCAACGUCGCGCAAACAUCCUGCCUCCACCGUGGCUCAAUCCCGAGGCUCUGUCCGCUAUCCUCGACACCGAGGUCGAUCAUGAAGACCUGUUCUCUCCUCCACCUCCGCUGCCUCCUUCCAAGACGUUACCCUCGGAUCAAUAUCUGGAUCAGACAGCACUGGAAAUGUCGGCUCCUUUUCUACCUUCGAGCACUUCGAGUGCGGCACCAGAUGCCUUGCCAUACCACUGGUUGGAGCUCAGCCAUAUGCUCCUUUCACAUGCGUCCGAUGACUUUGAAGAACCCGAUACCGUCAGACGUCUGCUACGUGACCUCAAAGAAGUUCGCAUGGCCAAGCUGAGGAAGGGUGUCCGUGUUCUGGACGCAGGUGCUGGUGUUCAGAUGAAUGGUGUAGGCGCUCUAGAAAUCGCCGAAUCAAGGUCCUUUAUCGUCGGUGUCGUCGACGGUCUAAGAAAGAUCGGUGCUUCGAGAGAACAGACGCGAAAAGAAAGAGACGCCGAGGAUGCCGAGAAUGGCUAUGCGGCGAGUUCAAUCGACGACCAAGACGACGACAUGUUAUGA
Molecule: messenger RNA, 747 nt
Organism: Aureobasidium subglaciale EXF-2481
Lineage: Eukaryota; Fungi; Ascomycota; Dothideomycetes; Dothideales; Saccotheciaceae
Exons: 3
Coding region: 1-747 (248 amino acids)
Biological process (GO): double-strand break repair via break-induced replication; DNA replication
Cellular component (GO): GINS complex; nucleus
Source: RefSeq, a predicted model, not a curated record